CGGCGUGAUCGUCAGUCAGUUAGUUGGUGGGCCGCGUAGGUUGAGGACGCGCGCUCCGGUGUGUGAUGAUAAUGUUGAGCCGCCGUGGGCCCCGGUGACGCCGCGUCUCAGCUGUACCACCACUACGCGUCACCGCUUACUUCACUCUUACUGUGUGUCUUAUUGUUCAGAGUUUUAACACAAUGGCAUCAGGUUUCUUUUCAUUAGUGAAGGAAGAACCCGAUAGUGGGCAUGAGAUGGAAACUACGCCAGUGGCACUACCGCCCACUAGUGCGAGUAUGGGCGGCCACACUCCCCCUGGGAGUGGCGGUCGGCACGUGGCCUGCCCACCUUUGCAGGCAGCGAUGCCACUCACGCCCAUAAGUUCUCGCCAGCCUCCCCUCCGCCGUAUGGAGAUUGACCCAAACUUUGAGCCUGUGGCUCGGUCUCGUUCCAACACGUGGCCGCUCCCGUGUCCUGAAGGUUAUGUGGAGAGUGAGGAACCUGUGGCGGUGCCGGGGGAAGGACCUGUCGUCGACCAGGCUCGGCCGACAGGAGCAAUGGGCGGUCUUGGAGACCCUACUGGGGGUCCGCCUAAAAAGAACACUUCGCGUCGCAACCCGUGGGGCAACAUGUCCUAUGCAGACCUCAUCGCCCAGGCCAUCAUGUCAUCACCGGAGACCCGCGCCACGCUUUCCCAAAUCUACGACUGGAUGGUGCAGAACGUGCCCUACUUCAAGGACAAGGGCGACUCCAACUCUUCCGCCGGCUGGAAGAACUCGAUCCGCCACAACCUAUCGCUGCACAACCGCUUCAUGAGGGUGCAGAACGAGGGCACGGGCAAGUCGUCGUGGUGGGUACUGAAUCCUGACGCCAAGCCUGGCAAGUCCACGCGACGCAGAGCCAACACCAUGGAGGGCGGCCGCUGAAAAAAGCGAGGACGGGUGAAGAAGAAAAUGGAGGUGCUGAGAAAUGGCCUGGACACCACCCCGCCGCCCUCCUCGUCCUUGAAUGAGAACCUGGACAUCUACCCAGACUCCCCUCACACGCACCCGGUCCAUCCCGCCUACAGCCACCUCUCCCCUCAGGACUACCGCCCCCGGGCCUCCUCCAACGCCUCCUCCUGCAGCGGUAGACUGUCUCCCAUCCCAGCCAUAGAGUCCGUAGAGCCGGAUAUGCAUGAUACCCAGGUGCCGCCCAUGUCUCCAGGCCUGGGUAGCUGGGGCGGGGAGUACUGGCCUCACCAUCCGCAUCCCCACGCCCACCCACACCCACACGACCGCUUCGCUGACCAGCUGGUGGAUUCCAUGGACGAGGGACUCAAGUUAGGUCCCAAUGAGUCGUGGAUGGGACAUGGUCGGAUCCCAAACCCUCAGGACUGCCUCAAGCUGUCGCAACUCUCCCCUCACGGCCCCACCGCCCACCUCAAUGGCUACGUCCACAACCACCACAACCACCACCCACAGGGAUUCAAUACGUUCGAAGAAUUUCAUCGGUUCGGGCCCCACACCCCGCACGGCCCGACUUUUCCACACGCGCCCGCACCACACCCACCCCUCCCUCACCAGGACAAGCUACCCACGCCUGCCCGCCCCCAUCCGCAUAAUAACUACUCCCUGACCAACCUGCAGGCCAUGUCGCCGGCGCACAGUGUCCACAGCCUGUCGCCGACGCAGCCACUAGGGGAGGGCCACUACCCAGGGCCCGGAGGUGAAGCACAUCAACCCAACAACUUCCCAACCCCUCCCACCUCACAACCCCAACACACCGCCCCUACCGCCCACUCUGCCUCCACCAAUGAGUCUAACAUGCUGAGGGCAGCAUUAACUCAUCGUGAACAGCAGCAUCAGCAGCAACAACAACAGCAGCAGCAGCAACAGCAGCAGCAACAACAACAGCAGCAGCAACAACAACAGCAGCAGCAGCAACAGCAACAGCAGCAGCAGCAACAGCAUCAACAGCAGCAGCAGCAACAGCAAGCGCAGAGUCACAGCGGCAGCCCUGUGAGCAGCGAGGCAGGGGGCGCGGCGGGGUCGGGACCUACGGCUGCUUCUGGAAGCGGCACCGGGGGGCAGGUGCACAUGCAGGACUUUGUGGACUUCGAUACCCCAAUCCAGGGUGGCCUGGACUGUAAUGUAGAGGAGGUCAUCAAACACGAGCUUCAGGUGGAGGGAAACUUGGACUUCUCGUUUCCUCAUCCGCACCAUGGCCACCACUCCCACCCGCACCUCCACGCCCAGGCUGUGGCUCAUUCUCACGCCCACGGCCACUCGCACGGCCACACUCACGGCCACGGUCACCCGGAAGCCGCGCAGAUGGCCACUCCGCCUGGCAUGCCCUACCAGUGCUCGUCCAUCGCCGCCGGCAACCAAUGGGUACGCUAGUGGGUGGGUGGCGAAAGUGACCCAGCCUUGACUGGGAAGCAGCGGCGUCAUGAAGCAGUUGUCCCUCGGCCUUCACGCCCUCCUUCCUACCUGCACCACGGCCUCCACACAGCGGGGCUCCUCUGGGCAGGACACGGGAGGGAAGGACGGUUGUGAGGUGUAGGAGGACUUGACUGUGGCGGGAAACUCCUUCAAAAACCGACUUGUGUGGAUGUGUGUUAUGCUUUGAACACACACACACACACACACACACACACACACACACACACACACACACACACACACACAAACGGAAAGGCCGCAGAGUGCCCGCCGCUUCCCUACAAACCCUGGGCCUGACGUGCUCCUUACUGCCCCAGCCUGGCACGUACGUCGUCAGGAGCCACUAGGCUGUUUCGUCGCGAUUCAAGGGACCCCAGGGAAGAGCAACAGGGCCAUCCUCCAGUGACAAUCCCAACUUGAAGUCGCUUGGCUUCAGGGAGUGCAGAUAACCCGGGUUGUGGGGCGAGAUAAGGAUGGAUGGCUCGUAAACUUUUCAUCAUAUCUAUGGUUGUGAAAACUGACCGGAGUGAAAUAAUCGAGAGAAGACAAAGCUCAGUGAUGGAUUUGCAAGUUGUGAAUAUAUUGUGAUAAUAGCAAGGGAGGACUGACUGUACGUAGUAGUUCAUCCUAACCAGUGUGUGGACGGCAGUCGCAUGUCCUGAGGGGAGUCCAGGGGCUGGUUCCUACAGGCAGUAAAGGCGGCUGUGACGGCCCGAACCAGUGCUUGCCCCGCCAACAACUCAAACUUGAGAUAGUGUCGCCCUGCUAAAAAAAUAUAUAUGAAAA
Portunus trituberculatus (swimming crab) is the source of this 3191-nucleotide messenger RNA. Its product is annotated as forkhead box protein O-like. Gene Ontology annotation, molecular function: DNA-binding transcription factor activity, RNA polymerase II-specific; RNA polymerase II cis-regulatory region sequence-specific DNA binding. Gene Ontology annotation, cellular component: nucleus. The record is from RefSeq and is a predicted model, not a curated record. Gene Ontology annotation, biological process: regulation of transcription by RNA polymerase II. NCBI's taxonomy places the organism in Eukaryota, Metazoa, Arthropoda, Malacostraca, Decapoda, Portunidae.